UGCCUCUCCUCCCCCCCCCCACCACCACCACCACCGCCGCCUGUAACUGACAGGCGGUUCAAGGUUUGUUCUUCUCCGGAGAAUGCUCAAUGAUCGAUGGGGAAUCAUGAACAGCUCACCGGAACUCGAAGACGGACAGCGGGGCAAGAAUCAGACAUUCUGUGAGUGUGUGCCCAACUCUUCUCAGCUCAAACAUCGCUGGUCAGACUCAGACACAGUCAGACAAACACCGCCCAAGAGGAUGAGUUGUAGCUAUCUGCUUUGUACCAUCCUGCUUUUCGUGGCCGUUCUGCUCGCAGUCACAGUGACGGGAACCAUUCUUCUCAUGAACCACUACCAGGCCCCGCCCAUGUCGGACGGCCCCCCUCAUAUUAGCACAAACCAGGACGAAGCCAAUGCGUUGGUGACAGUCGAGAGGGGUGAUGGAUCACGCAUCAAUAUCUUCAUCGACCCCAACUGCCCUGAUUAUAACAGUAAUUUCCUGCGGCUCGAAGGCGUGCAGACGUCUUUGCUGCAUUCGCUCACCGACCACGAUACGGAUCUCAAGUCCGUCAAAGGUCAGGAUCGAGCGCUAUUGGUCAACUUGGCAGAGGAAGUUGCUAAGCUGUCUGCCCACGCGGGACAGCUGAAGAUGGACUAUGAGUCUCUCAGAAGAGGACAAAGCAACCUGGGACAGGAUCUGAAUACACUGCAGACUGAACAGAGCAGACUUAUACAGCUGCUGUCCGAGAGCCAGAUUAACAUGGUGAAGGUUGUCAACUCUGUGAGCGAUGCUCUAAAUGCCAUGCAGAAGGAAACUGGAGGUUUGAAGGCCAGGGUGAAGGCUGACCUGCAGAGGGCGCCAGUCAGAGGAGUCCGUCUUAAAGGCUGUGCUAAUGGCCUAAUGUGUCUGAAAGCAUUUUACCACUUUACUUUUAAGGCCUUGAUGUGUCUGCUGGAGCCACAGGUGUGGAUUGUAAUGAACCUCAGUAUGGAGCAGACACUUGUCUACUGUGAUAUGAGCACGGACGGAGGUGGCUGGACGGUGAUUCAACGCAGAGAAGAUGGCUCUGUUAACUUUUUCCGUGACUGGGAAGCUUAUCGUGAAGGAUUUGGCAAGAUAACGGGAGAGCAUUGGCUUGCUUUGAUGAACUAUGACAGGCCCGUCACAGACUGUCAUCUUGGAGAGAUUGACGGCUUCACAGCUAGUGCAGGACAGCGCUGGCUAGCAGCGUCUCUCGCGCCCGCUGUGGCUGAGAAUGACUUUUCCCACGGCCUGCUCGUUUUUCUUCACAGGGUUCGGGUCCCCUUGGGCAAGCCCAGGACGGAACAGUCCUCCCUGGAGUGA
Messenger RNA from Puntigrus tetrazona (Sumatra barb), 1327 nucleotides. Its product is annotated as fibrinogen C domain-containing protein 1-like. Lineage: Eukaryota; Metazoa; Chordata; Actinopteri; Cypriniformes; Cyprinidae. The record is from RefSeq and is a predicted model, not a curated record. The coding region runs from base 83 to 1327 and encodes 414 amino acids. The transcript has 9 exons.